This is a messenger RNA of Gavia stellata (red-throated loon), 3815 nucleotides long. It is a transcript of the gene TTF2, whose product is annotated as transcription termination factor 2. The transcript has 23 exons. The record is from RefSeq and is a predicted model, not a curated record. NCBI's taxonomy places the organism in Eukaryota, Metazoa, Chordata, Aves, Gaviiformes, Gaviidae. Bases 1 to 3549 code for a protein of 1182 amino acids. Gene Ontology annotation, molecular function: zinc ion binding; ATP binding; ATP-dependent chromatin remodeler activity.
AUGGAGGCUGUGCGGUGCGCGGAGCACGGGUCCCUCUGCUUCCUGAAGACGGGCGUCCGCGAUGGUCCCAACAAGGGGAAGAGCUUUUACGUGUGCGGAGCGCAGGGCCCGGCGGCCUGCGGCUUCGUUCUCCCGGCGCCUGUUCCUGCUUCUCACUGCUUGAUCCAUGAGGGAUGCAUGGUGGAGCUGCAGGUCUUGGUUCAGCAGCAGGACAGAGAUGAAUACCAGUUGUUUUACCGAUGCCUUAAAAGUAAGUUGAAUGGGAAGAAAUGGUGUGGAAGCAUCCCAUGGCAGGAUCCAAAAGCUACCAAAGUGUCAAAAGCCGUAGAAUCCCAGCACAACACAGCACCUCUCUUCAAUCCCAGCGGCCAAAGAAAUCCGUUCAAAGUGAUAGACAAGAAUUGUGAAGCAUCAUCCUGGAAACAAAUUAAGCAAGGAAACGGAGAGGAAAGUAAAGCAAAAGGAGUAAAAGCAGAGACAGAGCGCGUGCUGGUGUCACAUAAAGAAAAGAAAUCAACCUCUGAUUCCUCAAUAGAGAAAGAACCUCUAGAAGGGCUGAGCACUAAAAAGAAGCAGUCCACAGGAAAUAGGAGUGAUCCAGAACUUAAGGAAAGCACAGUGUCUGAAUCUAAACUUGGUCUUUCUGAGACUUGGAAAGGGAAAAACGCCCUUUGGGAGGAAGAGAAAUAUGGUGGCAGUGGCAGGGAAUCCAAGAAGUCUUCUGGACAUCUGGCGAAAGAGCCAGGCGGGAGAUCAAAGCUCUUUCCGCUAAGUCUUGAAAAGCAAAGUACAAGUACCAAGCCUCCAGAGGUGGAGCAGCAGCUCAGAGACAAAAGCUUAAAAAGCUGUGGGGAUACAGAAACCAGAGAGAAAGUAUAUACCGGUCAGAAGAAUGGAGAAACAAAACCGAUGCCUAAAGAAGAUACGAUUUCCCCAGCAGUACCACAGUCGGCAUUGCAACAUGCUGUCCUGAAGGGAGGAGCAGAGGCAGCACUGCCCAAGAUGCAAAUCAGGCCAGGCCUGGGACAGCCUGCUGAUGAAGUCUCUGACAGUGACAGUGAUGAAGUGGGACUUGUUUAUUCCUCAUCAGGUAAAAGUAAACCUGAGAAAUCAGUUGAGGAUUUGCAGUCAAGAGAGAUUCCUUCAGGAAGAUCAGGAAAGAGUAUGCAGGGGACAUCUUUGCCAGGAGCUGCAGCAUCGCAUCACGUGGAAGGACCCCAGGACCCUGAAGCUCUUCACAACCAUCUUGUAGUCCAGCUGAAGCAGAAGAAGAGUACGUUGGCUACAGUGAACAUCCAGCUGCUGCCAGAUAAAGGGGAACGGUUAUUAAAGCAAGUGCAGGAUUUGGAAGCUGCACUCAGUGCUCUUAACAUUUCGACAGCAGAUACUACUGAAAAAGGGGAGGAUAGCACAAGCAGCAGCUGCCGUGAGGAAUCUCUGCCUAACCCAUUUGGCAGGCCAGGUGGUACAAAGUUGAUAACACCACUACCGCUCCAGAAUCCUACAGCAAGGACAUCUUCAGGCUCACAUGGUCACCCCUCUGCUGCUGCUACUUCAGGUUCCAGUGAAUAUUACAGCCACAGUUUUGGAAUGAACUCUAGUGUGCAGAAUCUAUAUGGAGGAAGAAUGACAGAAGACCGAAUCAGGGCUGUACACAGUGCCACAAGUGAGGCUAUUAAUCAUCUUCACAAAUCUCUAGAAUCCUGUCCGACAGAGCAGACAGUAGCUGAAGAUCCCUCUGGACUGAAGGUUCCACUGCUGGUGCACCAAAAACAGGCGCUCGCAUGGCUACUCUGGAGAGAGAGUCAGAGGCCGUGUGGAGGGAUUCUGGCGGAUGACAUGGGCUUGGGGAAGACUUUAACGAUGAUUGCUCUCAUUCUGGCCCAGAAGCAGCUGAAGACAGAGAAAAGAAAGGAGAAAUUAGAAAUAUGGCUAUCCAAAAAUGAUUCCACUGUUAUCCCUUCCUGCAGCACUUUAAUCGUUUGUCCUGCAUCCUUGAUCCAUCACUGGAAGAAAGAGAUUGACAGACGUGUGGGCUGUGGCAAACUGAGGGUAUAUUUGUAUCAUGGGCCAAACAGAGAUAAACAUGCAGAGGUGCUCUCUGAAUAUGAUGUUGUUGUCACAACCUACAGCCUUCUCUCCAAGGAGGUUCCCACAAGCAAAGAGGAGGGGGAAGUCCCUGCUGAGGACCAUGAUGUGGGGAGUGGGUCAUCUCCCUGUUCCCCUCUGCUCAGGGUAGCCUGGGCUCGAGUUAUAUUGGAUGAAGCUCACAAUAUUAAAAAUCCAAAGGUUCAAACCUCUAUAGCUGUGUGCAAACUGAGAGCCAGUGCCAGAUGGGCUGUCACCGGGACGCCGAUACAGAAUAACUUACUGGACAUGUAUUCUCUCCUGAGGUUUCUACGUUGCUCUCCUUUUGAUGAAUACAAAGUGUGGAAGUACCAGGUAGAUAACAACGCAAAGAAAGGAGGAGAGAGGCUAAGCCUCUUAACCAGGAGCCUCUUAUUACGGAGAACUAAGGACCAGCUGGAUUCAGCUGGCAAGCCCUUGGUACCUCUGCCCCAGCGGAGCACGCAGUUGCAUCAGUUAAAACUUUCAGCAGAGGAGCAAUCUGUGUACAAUGUGCUCUUUGCAAGAUCCAGGUCGACACUACAAUCCUACUUAAAGAGACAAGAGCAGAAAAAUGAAGGCAGAGAGUAUACUGGUGGUAACCCAUUUGAGAAAGUUGCACAAGAGUUUGGGGUCAGUCAAAAGGAAUUUCUAGCAGGCUCCCAAAGUGCCUCCCAGGUCUCAAGUACUGUCCAUGUCUUGUCCAUGCUGUUGAGGCUCCGUCAGUGCUGCUGCCAUCUCUCCUUACUGAAAGUGGCUCUGGACCAAGUUAACUUGAACAGUGAAGGCCUUUCCCUCUCCAUUGAGGAACAACUUAGUGCUUUGACGCUGUCUGAGCUCCAGACUCCUGAUUCCAAGUCAACAGUCUACCUCAAUGGCACAGCUUUUAAAACAGAUAUCUUUGAAAUCACCAGGGAGAGCACCAAGAUAGCUCACCUCUUGGCUGAACUGAAAGCUAUUCAGAGUCACUCGGAGUCUCAGAAAAGUGUUGUUGUCUCUCAGUGGACGAGUAUGUUGAAAGUUGUGGCUGUGCACCUCCAGCGACUAGGGCUGAAGUAUGCAACAGUGGAUGGCUCUGUCAAUCCUAAACAGAGAAUGGAUGUGGUAGAAGAGUUCAAUAACAAUCCCAAAGGGCCUCAGGUAAUGUUGGUGUCGUUGCUGGCUGGAGGCGUUGGCCUGAACUUGACUGGAGGAAACCACCUCUUUCUCCUUGACAUGCACUGGAAUCCUGCUCUCGAGGACCAGGCGUGUGACCGCAUUUACCGCGUGGGGCAGCAGAAGGAUGUUGUGAUACACAGGUUUGUCUGUGAAGGAACAGUAGAAGAAAAGAUUGUACAACUCCAGAGGAGGAAGAAAGUUCUCGCCCAGCAGGUGCUGUCGGGCAAAGGGGAGGCCUUCACUAAGCUCACUCUGGCGGACCUCAAAAUUCUCUUCGGCAUCUAGUUAUCCUUUACAAUACACAACAGAAAGUGAUUUUAUACCUACAAGUACCUGUGCAGACUUCAACAAAGGACUGCUGUUUUAAGGUGGUCAUUUAUUUUGAAAAAAUAACUACAUUUUUGUAACUCUUCCAGGAAGAGAAGUUCUCAACUUCAGGAAUUUGUUUUAAUGCUGAAAUUAAAUCGUGUAUCCAAAGGUUAGUAAAGUUAUAAAUUAAGCUAUUGUUUUAAAACACUUUUCAGUAAAUAUUAAAAACAAACAUUUGCUUG